Morus notabilis is the source of this 3846-nucleotide messenger RNA. RefSeq names its product tubulin-folding cofactor D. NCBI's taxonomy places the organism in Eukaryota, Viridiplantae, Streptophyta, Magnoliopsida, Rosales, Moraceae. The coding region runs from base 70 to 3831 and encodes 1253 amino acids. The record is from RefSeq and is a predicted model, not a curated record. The transcript is spliced from 17 exons. Gene Ontology annotation, molecular function: beta-tubulin binding; GTPase activator activity. Gene Ontology annotation, biological process: tubulin complex assembly; microtubule cytoskeleton organization; post-chaperonin tubulin folding pathway.
UUGGAAGAGCUCUCUCUCUACAAGCUUCUUUCUUUCUCUCUCUUCUGAGGAACUUACUUGCUCGGAAAAAUGGCGGCGGGCGCGGAAGAGACCCCAAGGCAACAGGAGGAAUGGGACGAGGAGGACGACGAACACGGUUCCAAGGAGAAGGUUCUCGAGAAGUACUUCCUUCAAGAGUGGGUGCUCGUCAAGUCCCUUUUAAACGACAUCGUUUCUCACGGUCGCGUCUCCGAUCCCUCCAUUCCCCAUAAGAUCCGAUCCAUUAUGGACAAGUAUCAAGAACAGGGUCAACUUCUAGAGCCUUACUUGGAGAGCAUAGUUUCUCCACUGAUGUUCAUUGUCCGUUCCAAAACGAUCGAACUAGGCGUAGCUUCUGAUGAAAUUCUUGAAGUAAUCAAGCCAAUAUGCAUCAUCAUUUACUCUCUGGUCAUGGUUUGUGGGUACAAAGCCGUGAUCAGGUUUUUUCCCCAUCAAGUUCCGGACUUGGAGCUCGCGGUCUCCCUCUUGGAGAAGUGUCAUUCCACAAAUUCUGAGACGUCUCUGAGGCAGGAAAGUACGGGAGAGAUGGAGGCUAAAUGUGUGAUCCUUUUGUGGCUUUCUAUACUUGUAUUGGUUCCAUUUGAUAUCUCCACAGUUGAUACUAGCAUUGCAAGCAACACUGGUCUUGGUGAACACGAACCGGCUCCUUUGGUUUUGAAGAUAAUCGGGUUUUCAAAGGAUUAUCUGUCAAGUGCGGGCCCUAUGCGACCUAUAGCUGCUUUGCUUCUUUCAAAGCUUCUGACACGUCCAGAUAUGCCAAAGGCCUUUUCAAGCUUUGUUGAUUGGACACAUGAAAUUCUAUCUUCUGUAACAGAAGAUGCCACGAAUCACUUCCAGUUUCUCGGGGCUGUUGACGCACUUGUGGCAAUUUUCAAGGGUGGCGGACGGAAACUCUUGGUUGAUGUGGUUCCUAAAGUUUGGGACGACACCUCAUUGUUGACCAAGUCAAGUAAUGCAGCUCUGAGUCCUUUGCUUCGCAAAUAUCUGAUGAAGUUAACUCAGCGGAUCGGGUUCACUUGCCUCCCUCAUCGUUUGCCUUCAUGGCGUUAUGUGAGCAAAACCAGCUCGCUGGGAGAAAAUGUUUCUUUACAUGCAUCCAAGGAAAUUGACAAGUGCAAUUCUUGCGUGAAUAAUGAUGGUUGCAACCCUGACAUAACAUCAAGCUCCAUGGAAGACGAAGACAUGGAUGUUCCUGAAAUUGUGGAAGAGAUCAUUGAAACGUUACUGGCUGGUUUGAGAGAUGCGCACACAGUUGUGCGUUGGUCUGCUGCAAAAGGUAUAGGCCGUAUUACUUCACGUCUUACAUCUGCCCUUUCAGAAGAGGUCUUGUCAUCUGUCUUGGAACUUUUUUCACCUGGCGAGGGUGAUGGUUCGUGGCACGGAGGUUGCUUAGCGUUGGCUGAAUUGGCACGCAGGGGAUUGCUUUUACCUGUCAGUCUCCCUAGAGUUGUACCUGUUGUUGUGAAGGCACUGCAUUAUGACAUACGAAGGGGUCCGCAUAGUGUUGGUUCCCAUGUACGUGAUGCUGCAGCAUAUGUUUGUUGGGCUUUUGGCCGGGCAUAUUAUCAUUCAGAUAUGAGGAACAUACUGGACCAGCUCGCUCCACAUCUUUUAACAGUGGCCUGCUAUGAUCGCGAGGUGAACUGUAGAAGGGCUGCAGCAGCUGCUUUCCAGGAGAACGUUGGACGACAGGGGAAUUACCCACAUGGCAUUGACAUUGUAAAUACUGCAGAUUAUUUUUCACUUUCUUCUCGAGUAAACUCCUACAUUCAUGUUGCUGUCUUUAUUGCUCAAUUUGAGGGUUAUCUUCAUCCAUUUGUGGAUAAGCUUCUACAGAACAAGAUUUGUCAUUGGGACAAAGGCUUGAGAGAGCUUGCUGCAGAGGCCCUUUCUGCUCUUGUCAAGUAUGAUCCUGCGUAUUGUGCAGACUCAGUUUUGGAAAAACUAAUUCCUUGCACUCUCUCAACCGACUUGUGCAUGCGCCAUGGGGCGACGUUGGCCAUCGGGGAACUUGUUUUAGCACUGCAUCAUUGUGGUUAUGCUCUUUCCUCUGAUAAACAGAAACGUGUUGCUGGUGUUGUUCCUGCUAUUGAGAAAGCACGCCUAUAUCGUGGAAAGGGUGGAGAGAUAAUGCGUUCAGCUGUUUCAAGAUUCAUUGAAUGUAUAUCUUUUACUUGUUUGUCAUUAACAGAAAAGAUCAAGCGAGGUUUGCUUGACACACUAAACGAGAAUUUGAGACACCCUAAUUCUCAGAUUCAGGAUGCUGCUGUUAAAGCUUUAAAACACUUUGUUUCAGCAUACCUAGUUGCUCCAGAUAUAAAAGGUCCCAAUGAUAUAACGUCCAAGUACUUGGAAUUGUUGACUGACCAAAAUGUGGCUGUAAGAAGAGGAUCGGCUUUGGCGAUAGGUGUUUUGCCAUAUGAACUUUUGGCGAGGAGGUGGAAGGAUGUGCUCAUGAAGCUCUCUAGCUGUUGCGCAAUUGAGGAGAAGCCUGAUGAUAGAGAUGCUGAAGCUCGAGUAAAUGCUGUUAAAGGACUUGUUUCUGUAUGUGAAGUAUUAACUCAAGAGAAAGAUAAUAGAAUUGACGUGAAUGGCACUGAAUUAAUACUGCUGAUCAAGAAUGAAGUGAUGGCGAGUUUAUUAGGAUCACUUGAUGACUAUUCUGUCGAUAACAGAGGUGAUGUGGGUUCUUGGGUUCGUGAGGUUGCCAUGGAUGGCCUCGAGAGAUGCACUUAUAUCCUCUGUAAAAGAGUUCCUGAGCUGAUCGACAGCGGUGUAGUUGAAAAUAAUCAGCUAUCUUCAGUUUUUGAUGAAAACCUUGCUACAAGUAUAGUUGGGGGAAUAUGCAAGCAAGCUGUAGAGAAGAUGGACAAACUAAGAGAAGCAGCUGCCAAGGUUCUCCAGAGGAUGUUGUAUUGCAAGAUGGUUUAUAUCCCAUAUAUACCUUACAGAAAAGAGCUUGAACAAAUUGUUCCUAAAGAAACAGACUUAAAAUGGGCGGUACCCACCUUUUCAUAUCCACGUUUUGUCCAAUUGCUUCAGUUCAGUUGUUAUGGCAGAUCAGUGCUAUCUGGCCUAGUUAUCUCUAUUGGUGGCCUGCAAGAGUCUUUGAGGAAGGCAUCACUCUCAGCAUUGUUGGACUAUCUUCAAGCUGGUGACGUUGAAAACCAGGAUGAACGAAAGUCCAGAGAACGAGUGCUAUCAACCGACAUGCUUUGGGUCCUCCAGCAGUACAGAAGAUGCGACAGAGUCGUCGUACCUACAUUGAAGACCAUUGAGAUUCUCUUCAGUAACAAGAUAUUUCUGAAUAUGGAGGAUCAUACUACAGUAUUUUGUGCUGGUGUAUUGGAUUCUCUGGCAGUUGAAUUAAAGGUUUCAAAGGACUUCUCUAAGUUAUACGCAGGCAUUGCAAUACUUGGAUAUAUCGCUUCCACUUUGGACAGCCAGAUAAAUACUCGGGCUUUCUCUCAUCUUCUAAGAUUCUUAGGUCAUCGAUAUCCCAAGAUAAGAAAAGCUUCCGCUGAACAAGUCUACCUCAUGCUUCUGCAAAAUGGGAAUCUUGUGGAUGAAAACAAGAUUGAGAAGGCUCUUGAGAUUAUUUCAGAAACGUGCUGGGAUGGUGAUGUGGAAGCCUCAAGGCUACAAAAGUUAGAAUUGUAUGAUAUGGUUGGUCUGGAAGUAGAGCUUCAUAGGAAGACGAGCAGCGGAUUGAAAACGACUAAGGAGAUGAAGCCAGCAGCUACGGAUGAAAAUGCAUCAUAUUCCUCAUUAGUAGAGUCCUCAGGAUUCUAGUCGCUUAAUACAAAG